Messenger RNA from Aspergillus heteromorphus CBS 117.55, 2237 nucleotides. It is a transcript of the gene nop9, whose product is annotated as RNA-binding RNA processing protein NOP9. Gene Ontology annotation, cellular component: 90S preribosome; nucleolus; preribosome, small subunit precursor. Gene Ontology annotation, biological process: endonucleolytic cleavage in ITS1 to separate SSU-rRNA from 5.8S rRNA and LSU-rRNA from tricistronic rRNA transcript (SSU-rRNA, 5.8S rRNA, LSU-rRNA); endonucleolytic cleavage to generate mature 5'-end of SSU-rRNA from (SSU-rRNA, 5.8S rRNA, LSU-rRNA); endonucleolytic cleavage in 5'-ETS of tricistronic rRNA transcript (SSU-rRNA, 5.8S rRNA, LSU-rRNA). The coding region runs from base 39 to 2168 and encodes 709 amino acids. Gene Ontology annotation, molecular function: RNA binding. The record is from RefSeq and is a predicted model, not a curated record. The transcript has a single exon. NCBI's taxonomy places the organism in Eukaryota, Fungi, Ascomycota, Eurotiomycetes, Eurotiales, Aspergillaceae.
GCAAUUCCUCCCACCGCCAGACUUCAGACAACUCCAUCAUGCCUCGUGAGAAGGUGAAGAGAGGCCGCAGGGCCGCUGAAAAGGCCGACAAGGAGGCUGGCAAGCGGAAACGCGACGACGCCCCGGAAGACGUUGAGCCCAAGCGAUUGAGACCCUCGACUGAUGAGACUAACGAAAUCACGGAGGGAGCAGACUAUAUCGCCCUUGACGAUGGCCAGGAAGGUCAAGAAAAUUUUGCAUCAGGCGACAUGCCCUUCUACGGUCUUCUGGACCCCGAGGAGCAGGAAUAUUUCUCGCGCGCGAACGAAGUCCUGGAAUUGAACCAGUUCGGGGACGCCGAGGAGCGGAGCGUCUUCAUCGAGAGUGUUUACAAGGAAGCGGAUGGGAAGGAGCUGAAGAUCGCCUGCAGUCAGUCCUGCUCGAGACUCAUGGAGAAGAUGAUAUCCAUGUCGGACAUGCGCCAGAUCCGGAGACUGUUCAACAAAUUCAUCGGCCAUUUCCUGCACCUUGUCCAGCAUCGGUUCGCGAGUCACUGCUGUGAGACGCUGUUCAUCAAUGCGGCGCCGGGAUUGAUGGAGAAAGCCCCGAAACCCAAGAAGAAUAAGAAUGAAGACGAAGACGAGGAGGACCCGGAGCCUGAGCUGUCGUUGACAGAGAUGUUCAUGGCGGUCAUCCAGGAGCUGGAGGGAAACUGGGGAUACUUGUUGACGGAGCGGUUUGCGUCGCAUACGAUUCGCGUUCUGCUUCUUGUGUUGGCUGGCGAGCCUGUGGACCUGUCAUUGACUGAGUCGAUCGUUGCUAGCCGGAAGAAGGAGAGGCAUGGCCUCGCUACAGACACCCAGGAGGAGAACCCUGUCGCAAAGAAGAGAAGCGUACCGGAAUCUUUCGAGGCGACCUUGAAGAAAAUCAUGCAGGACAUGGUUUCUGGGAUCGACGAUACGUACCUACGGGCCCUUGCGACGCACCCAGUCGGAAAUCCGGUUCUUCAAGUGCUGCUGUACCUGGAGCUCUCGCACUUUGGGAAAUCCAGCGCCAAGGACUCGAAAUCGGUCCUGAGGCGGUUGGUUCCCAACGACGAGUUUGAAGAAGGCACGGAAAGCACCAUCUUUGUCCGCGGACUGCUCUACGACCCGGUGGGAUCUCGUUUGCUGGAGACCAUCGUGCGCUAUAUGCCGGGAAAGCCGUUCAAGGGACUUUAUAAGAACUUCAUGCGUGACCAGCUGCGCUCGCUGUCACGUAACAUUACCGCCGGAUAUGUUGUCCUCCGGGUCCUUGAGAGACUCGGAAAGGAUGACCUGGAAAACGCCGUGGAACUACUUGUCCCCCAAAUCCCAAACCUCAUCGAGCGGUCCCGAGUGAUUGUCCCCAAGACGCUGAUUGAGCGGUGCAUUACCCGUGGCGUCAACACGGCUCCCAUCGCACGCGCUCUCGAAUCCUCCUACGACAGUGAUCCCGCCAAGAGAUUGAGUCAGAUGCUCUGGCUCGAGGGUGCCCCCCAGGAGGAUGCAGAGGGAGAACAGAAGCCCAACGAAUUUGGUUCUGAUUCCAACGCCAACCCGAAGCCCAACACAGGAGCUAAGUUGCACAGCUCUCUGUUCGUCCAGACCAUGCUCACGGCACCCGGGCCCGUCAGCGGUCUGGUUUAUUCAAGUCUGCUCGCACAAUCGUCAGAAUCGCUUGUCGAGUUGGCCAAGGACUCCACGACCUCGCACGUCCUCCAGAAAGCCCUCACCUUGCCUACCUCCACCCUCCAAUUCCGACGACAGUUCGCCGUCCGAUUCACCGGCCAGCUGACGGAUCUCGCCUUGGACAGCAGUGGAUCUCACCUGGUUGACGCACUCUGGCCCGCCACCAAGGACCUUUUCUUCGUCAAGGAACGCAUGGCACAGGAGCUGGCCCAGAACGAAAUGGCGCUCCGCGACUCAUUCGUUGGCCGGGCGGUUUGGCGGAACUGGGCAAUGGAUCUCUACAAACGCCGGCGGGGCGAGUGGGCGGCCAAAGCGAAGGGGCUCGAUGACAGCAACGGGGCUGGAGAGAAGCCCAAGUCUCGGAUUGAACUGGCACGGGCUAAAUGGGCCGCUCAAGCAGCGGAAAACCCCAACAAAGCGGCGGAAAACCCCAAUAAUGAGGCCGUAGGUUCUUCAAGGUCCCAACGAUUGGACGGUUAGAUUAGGUAGCGAUUCGUGGAUUUUUUUCAAGCAUGUAUAUCUAGGAUUCUCUGAUAGACCAAAAGCAAG